Theileria parva strain Muguga is the source of this 841-nucleotide messenger RNA. Its product is annotated as Ribosome recycling factor family protein. NCBI's taxonomy places the organism in Eukaryota, Apicomplexa, Aconoidasida, Piroplasmida, Theileriidae. The record is from RefSeq and is a predicted model, not a curated record. Gene Ontology annotation, molecular function: ribosomal large subunit binding. Bases 37 to 825 code for a protein of 262 amino acids. The transcript is spliced from 7 exons. Gene Ontology annotation, biological process: translation.
UUUUUUACAUCUUUAUUCUACACAAUCAUUCACAUAAUGUUUAUUAUUUUCGGAUUUAAUAGCAGAUUAACUAAGAUUUUCUUAUAUUUAAAUUUCAUUUUCACAUUUUAUAUUUUUUAUGUAUCAUUUUUUACCUUAAAUAUACCAAAUGUUACCUCAUUCAGAUUCCACUCCAACUAUCGCAAUAUCGCAAAAUUAAACCAGUUCCAUAUCUUCGGAUCUAAGAAAAAGGGUUCCCGAUUUGUGGAAGACGAAGGCGAUACCGCUGUUUCCUUGGAGGUUUUGGACCAGUUACACACUGACUUCAAGACCAAGUUGAAAUCCAUAGAAGACCAAGUUAGGUCUGAACUCGCCAAAAUCUCUGAACACAAAGCAGCUCCGAGUUUGAUUGGUCACAUUUUCAUCGAAACCGAUGAUGGAAAGAAGCAGCUACGCCACCUAUCUUCUAUAGUAAAUAAGGGGAACUUUGAGCUGGUUGUCACUCCUUUAUCAAUGGAUAACUUAUAUGACAUAUUCACCACUCUCUCCACUGAAUUAACCGGCUACAACGUCAAAUUAAUCCAAAAUGUUAUUUCGGUCAACAUUCCUCAAAUGGGCGCUGACAUCAAGAAAAAGUCCCAGGAAAACGUCAAGAGGAUUAUGAAUCAGGGAUUGGAUCAAAUUAGAAUGGCGAGACAGAACACUAUGAAAAAGUUAAAAAACUUGGAAUCAGGGCUUAGUCAGGACAUGGUCUUUAAACAAAAGUCACAAAUUGAGAGUACUGUGAAGCCGUCAACAAGUAAUGUAGAGAAAAUGUGUAACGAUAAACUUUCAGCUCUUAAGUAAUAUAUUCACUCCGUUA